Molecule: messenger RNA, 1005 nt
Organism: Talaromyces rugulosus
Lineage: Eukaryota; Fungi; Ascomycota; Eurotiomycetes; Eurotiales; Trichocomaceae
Exons: 2
Coding region: 1-1005 (334 amino acids)
Molecular function (GO): oxidoreductase activity
Source: RefSeq, a predicted model, not a curated record
AUGGGCCAACAAUACGCAAGCGAUCAGCCGUCAGGCUACAAUAACCACGUCGAGAAGAUCGCCCUUGUGGGAGCAGGAGGACGAAUUCGCAAGCAUAUAACGCAGGCCCUUUUGAAUACCGGCAAACACACUAUCAUAGCCAUCACUCGCCAAGAUAGCGAUAAUACUCUUCCCGGCGGUGUGACCGUGAUCAAGGUUGAUUACAACAAUCAGGAAUCUCUUGUUGAGGCACUGAAAGGCCAACAUGUCUUGAUCAUCACGAUGAAUGUUAUGGCCCCCCCGGACACACAGACUAGGCUCAUUUAUGCCGCCGCCACGGCUGGAGUGCCCUGGGUACUGCUAAACGAGUUUGGCGGGGAUCCUUAUGACGUGGAAAAGGGCAAAGAUGGUAUAGUCGGUGCAAUGAAAGUGCCAUUUCGCGACCAGAUUGAAAGACUCGGCAAGAGCAGCUAUAUUGGUCUUGUAUGCAGCUUUUGGUAUGAGUUCAGUUUCGGAGGCGGUUCAAACCGGUACGGAUUUGACUUCGAAGACCGGUCUUUGGUGAUCAUGGACGAUGGAAAGACAAAGAUAAACACCUCGACCAUGCCUCAAGUCGGUCGCGCAGUAGCCUCUCUGCUGAGACUCAAAACCCUGCCUGAUGACAAAGACGACAAGAGUCCCAGCCUUGUUGACUUUAAGGACAAGGCUGUGUACAUUUCUUCCUUCACAGUCAGCCAACAAGACAUGCUAGAAUCGGUUCUUCGCGUGACUGGUACCAAGUUGGAAGACUGGAAGAUCACUCACACCACGGCAAAGGAUUACUGGAAAUCCGGUCAGGAAGUGUUUAAGACUGGUGACGCGGCAGGAUUUGUCAGGCUGUUGUAUGCACGAGCAUUCUUUCCUGAUGACCCAGAAAACUAUGAGAGGACCAGAGGCUUACAUAAUGAGCUAUUAGGACUCCCUCAGGAGAACUUAGAUGAAUUCACCAAAAUUGGUAUGGAGACAAGACUAACACUGGCAGCAUAA